This is a messenger RNA of Xenopus tropicalis (tropical clawed frog), 1377 nucleotides long. It is a transcript of the gene cenpbd1, whose product is annotated as CENPB DNA-binding domain containing 1. NCBI's taxonomy places the organism in Eukaryota, Metazoa, Chordata, Amphibia, Anura, Pipidae. Gene Ontology annotation, biological process: regulation of DNA-templated transcription. Gene Ontology annotation, molecular function: DNA binding. Gene Ontology annotation, cellular component: nucleus. Bases 106 to 1218 code for a protein of 370 amino acids. The transcript has 6 exons. The record is from RefSeq and is a predicted model, not a curated record.
UAAUGGCGAGGCGGAGUUUAAGCUGCCGCGGAAGUGAUUGUCUUGUAACCGGAAGCGCCAUAGGAGCCGCUGAGAGACAUUCGGAGAGUCCGGUUGGUUGUAAUCAUGGCAGAGGAGGAGAUUAAAGACCCGGGCACAGUGACGUUUAACGAUGUGGCAGUUUAUUUCUCCUUCCACCAAUGGGAGCUGCUGGCAGAUUGGCAGAAACUUCUGUACAAGAAUGUCAUGAAGGAGAUUCAUGGGGCGCUCACAGCUCUUGGUUAUGAAAUCGCCAACCCCGGGAUCCUGGUGAAGGUGCAGCAGUCGGAGGAGCCCAGUUACAGCACAAACAGUGAGGAUGAGGAUGACAGUAAAGCCAAAGGGCCCUCACAGAUCCGGCCAGACAUCCUGCUGCGGGUGAAGAUGGAAGAGGCAUUGAGUGACCAAAGCUGCCAGACUAGUGUUCCAAAGGAGGAGGAGGAGGAGCUGAGAGAGGAGGAGGAGGAGGAGGAGGAGUUUAGCACAGACUCCAGUGCAGCAGUCUUCAACCCGGAGCUGUCUCUUUGGAUCAAGCAGGAGGAGGAGCCUGGGGACCAGAGCUCAUCUAUGGACGAUGUGAUCGACGUGACCCCAACCCGAGCACCAAUGGCGUCGCACAGCCCUGGAGGGACCAAUGGCGGCAGCCCAGCGACCCAGGAAAGCGAGACGAGGCUGGCGAUCCACAAGCGCAAUGGGCUGAAGCUGCGGGACAAGAUCUUGGUGCUUUGCGGCUACCAAAACAACGAGUCGGUGGGGUCUCUGGCCGCGCAGUUUGGGGUCAGCAAGUCGCAGGUUGUGCAGAUUGUCAAGCGCCGGGAGGAGCUCAUUACCGCUCUACACAACAACGUGAGUGGGGACCGCGUGCGGAGGCAGAGGAGAACCACCAAUGACAAGCUGAACUCGGCCGUGUGGGAGUGGCUGCUCUCUACCCGCGGGGGCGUGGCGCUAUCCGGCCGCAUCAUCCGAGAGAAAGCGCUGGAGAUCGCCAAUCAGCUGGGCGUCCGGGGCUUCAAGGCGUCCAAUGGCUGGCUGGACAGCUUCAAGAAAGCGCACAAUAUCCAGCGCUGCUCCGCCCCUUUCACUGGGGCCGGACUCACCCCUGAUAGGCUUGAUGAUUGGCUGGCCCAGAUGAGCGCUGUGGACUCUGAACUGCCCUCCUGUGGGGGCAACGUAUUCCCGGGCCUCGCUAUUGGCCAAUGAGACCUGCUGUUUAUUUUUCUAUUUCCAUGUAAUUCAGCUGCUUUUUCUAUUCACGUGAUCUCCUUCUGCCCCUGGAUGUGCCUUAAUGACUGCCCCACCCACCUCCUUAUUUCUGGGGGUCAGGAGCACCCCCACAUUCAGCAAUGUGACUGCCCCGGU